Messenger RNA from Rotaria sp. Silwood2, 130 nucleotides. Lineage: Eukaryota; Metazoa; Rotifera; Eurotatoria; Philodinida; Philodinidae. The record is from the annotation of a GenBank genome assembly.
UUUUUAUAAGAAAAAAUAAUAUUUUGUUAAAUUAUUUAAAAGAUCAGCUAUUGCUUAUACAACAUCUCGUCAAAAGAUUUUAUCUGGUGAUGGAAUUGCACGUUCAAAAUCAAUUCAAACAUAUGAUUGA